AUGAAGUCUCUUCGAGUCCUCGCGGAACGUUGUCCCAAGCUUACGGAACUGCGGAUACCCCUGGAUUCGAGCGACAUACAGGCUGUACAACCCUUUUUGUCAUCGAGGAAACCAUUAUAUCCAGAACUUAAACAUGAACUAAAGACGCUCACGAUCGCAUCGGUAGUAGACGAUUGGGAUACGCGGGACGCCUUUCUUAUUGGACGGUAUUUGUAUGGUUUGUUCCCCGGCUUGAAGUGCGUGCGUUCAUAUGAAGGACAUGAGGACGAGCGGUGGGUGCAGGUGAAUGAGUUGGUGAGGUUUGCGCAGACGAUUAGGGCGGAGACGAUUGCUAGUUGUCGGGGGUAA
This is a messenger RNA of Laccaria bicolor S238N-H82, 348 nucleotides long. RefSeq lists its product as uncharacterized. The record is from RefSeq and is a predicted model, not a curated record. Bases 1 to 348 code for a protein of 115 amino acids. NCBI's taxonomy places the organism in Eukaryota, Fungi, Basidiomycota, Agaricomycetes, Agaricales, Hydnangiaceae. The transcript has a single exon.